UCUCAGCGUCAUCUUCUUCCUCCUCUCACUCUCAACGCCUCUCCUACAAGAACAAAGACAAUGGCUUCCUGUUCCAUCCCUCUUCUCAAUCUCUCCACCAAACCCGCCAUUAAAGCCGCACUAAUCCCUCACUACUCCGCCAUCAAAUCUCGCCACUGUUUUUCUCUCCCCCUUCUUCCCUCCAAACCCGCAAAAUCUCCCGCCAUUCGCAUGUCCUACAACCCUACUCCGGCCACCGACCGCCUCAUCUCCGCCGUCGCCUACACUCUCCCCUUCUUCAACUCCCUCCAGUACGGUCGCUUCCUCUUCGCUCAGUACCCGGUUCUCGGCCUCGCCUUCGAGCCGCUGCUCCCGAUUCUAGGGCUUUAUCGCUCGAUCCCGCACUCGAGCUUCAUCGCCUUCUUCGCCUUCUACUUGGGCGUGGUCCGUAACCCUAGCUUCAGUCGCUACGCGAGGUUCAAUUCGAUGCAGGCAUUGACUCUGGACGUACUGCUGGUGGUGCCGUUGUUGGUACAGAGGAUUCUGAGUCCCGGUCAAAGCGGAUUAGGGUUCCAUAUCAUGGCUUGGAGCCAUAAUGGAUUGUUUGUUUUCAGCGUUUUGUGCUUUCUUUAUAGUGUGGUUUCCUGCAUUCUGGGUCGAACCCCUCACCUACCCAUUGUUGCUGAUGCUGCUGGCAGGCAGGUUUAACUUCAGGUUUGUUCAUCAACCUUUUCUCUCUCUUGUUUUGGGGAAUUUUUGGAUUGAGGAGUUCGUAAUGUAGGGUUUUGAUUUUUCUCCAAAAUUAAUGAAGUUCUGAAAGUUUUGGGAGAAAUCUGAAUCCAAUCAAUGGAAGAUUUAUAAGAAACGAAUUGAAAAGUUUAUUUUGAUUGUGCAUUUCUGAUUACAAGA
Molecule: messenger RNA, 888 nt
Organism: Cucurbita pepo subsp. pepo (vegetable marrow)
Lineage: Eukaryota; Viridiplantae; Streptophyta; Magnoliopsida; Cucurbitales; Cucurbitaceae
Product: protein TIC 20-II, chloroplastic
Source: RefSeq, a predicted model, not a curated record